This is a messenger RNA of Nannizzia gypsea CBS 118893, 1452 nucleotides long. Its product is annotated as averantin oxidoreductase. The record is from RefSeq and is a predicted model, not a curated record. Bases 1 to 1452 code for a protein of 483 amino acids. Lineage: Eukaryota; Fungi; Ascomycota; Eurotiomycetes; Onygenales; Arthrodermataceae. Gene Ontology annotation, molecular function: oxidoreductase activity, acting on paired donors, with incorporation or reduction of molecular oxygen; monooxygenase activity; iron ion binding. The transcript has 4 exons.
AUGGCUACUAUAAGCUUAGAAAGCUUGACGAUUACUGAAGGAUGCGCUAUCCUGGUUCUUCUUGUGGUGCUUUACACCAUUGGAACAGUCAUUUAUGAGCUUUUCAUUAGCCCCCUAGCAUCAGUCCCUGGCCCCAAAUUAUACGCCAUUUCACAGCUCCCCCUGCUAUACCGAUCAUACCAUGGUAUUUGGUCGUUCACCUUAAAGGAACUUCAUGACAAGUAUGGGCCGGUGGUCCGGGUAUCCCCUACGGACAUCUCAAUGAUCACUCCCGACGUGUGGAAAGAGCUCUACAGUCCUAAGAGCCGUCCGGGCGAAUUUGAAAGAGAUAGGUCAUUCCGUCUUUUGGGCAGGGGUGGUACAGGCAUUGCAGAUGAGGAUAUUGCGGAACACACUCGGCACCGCCGUAUGCUUUCACACGCAUUUUCAGAGAAUGCUUUGCGAGGUCAGGAAGGAAUUAUGCAGCGUCUUGUGGACAUGCUGAUCUCUGGACUGAAAUUGCAUGUCAAAGAACAUGGCCCUGAGCCAGUUAACAUGACCAUGAGAUACAACUGGACCACUUUUGACGUGGUCGUGGACCUGGCUUUUGGCAAACCCUUCGGGUGCCUUGAGGCACAGAGCACUCACUACGUGAUAAGCAUGAUUAAUGAUCUCUUUUAUUAUAUGGUGCGCACACAACCCUUCAAACGCUUCCCACUGCUCGGACCAUUUCAACACUUACUUGGAUCUCCUUCCGACGCUAUACCAACAAUAAAAUUUUUCGAAAAGUUUGCGUUAGAAACGAUCAAGAGUAGGAUUGACAGUGGAGAUACUGGAAGGAAGGAUUUCAUGUCGUAUAUACUGGCUCAUAAUAAUAAGAAGGAGUUCACCGACGGUGAGCUGACGUCUAAUUCAUCGACUCUGCUGCUUGCUGGAAGCGAAACCACCGCAACCACCCUCACCGCCGGAACUUAUUUCCUUCUCAAAAACCCAUCAGUUUAUCAGCGUCUAGUUCAAGAGAUCCGAUCCGCCUUCAAGGAAGAAAAGGAUAUUACGAUAAGCAAAUUGGACAAUCUCCCAUACUUAGUUGCCGUCUUGACAGAAACACUACGCAUAUUCCCUCCAGUACCUGGCAUAAUGUCCCGCACUAUUCCUAAAGGAGGCCAAUAUCUAUGCGGUUACUGGUUUCCAGAGAGGACUAUCGUUUCCGUUUCCCAGUUUUCUGCAUAUCAUUCAGAACGCUACUUUUCGCGUGCUGAGGAGUUCAUCCCUACGCGGUGGAUCCACAUUUUGCUAAGGACUCAAGAGAUCAUGGCGAGAGCUGAAAUGAGACUAAUCAUGGCCAAGAUUCUCUGGAACUUUGAUCUGGAACUUUCACCAGAAUACGAUAGCUGGGAAAAGGGGCUCCGCGUUUAUGGUUUGUGGAGUAAAGGUCCUCUCAUGGUGAAGCUCAAACCAGUUGAAAGAAGUUAA